AUGGCAGCUCGGAAGCUGCAACAAGAAGUCGACAAGUGCUUCAAGAAGGUCGCCGAGGGCGUCGCCGAAUUCGAAGCCAUCUACGAGAAGAUUGAGCAGUCGAGUAACCCCGCACAGAAGGAGAAGCUGGAAGACAACCUGAAGCGCGAGAUCAAGAAGCUGCAGCGGUUGCGAGAUCAGAUCAAAACAUGGGCCGCUAGCAACGACAUCAAGGACAAGGCUCCUUUGCUGGAGCAUCGCAAAUUGAUCGAGACGCAAAUGGAAAAGUUCAAGGCUGUCGAGAAGGCCAUGAAGACCAAGGCGUACUCCAAAGAAGGUCUGUCAGCCGCGGCGAAACUGGAUCCCAAGGAGCAGGCCAAGGUCGAGGCCGGCGAAUUCCUAAGUAGCAUGGUCGACGAACUAGAGCAGCAGAUCGAGGCGCUCGAGGCCGAAAGCGAGUCGAUACAAGCAACGAUGAAGAAGGGCAAGAAUAACACGGCCAAGGCGGAACGCAUUGCCGAGGUUGAACGGGUCAUGGAGCGACACAAGUGGCACCAGGGCAAGUUGGAGCUGAUUCGACGGUCCCUCGAAAACGGCGGUGUCGACACGGAUCAGGUCAACGACUUGGAGGAGAGCAUCCGAUACUACGUUUCCGACGGCAUGAACGAAGACUUCAUGGAGGACGACGAGAUGUACAACGAGCUGGACCUGGAAGAUGAGGAAGGCACCUACGGCAUGAGCCUGGACAACGAGAAGAACUCAUCCCUCGACGCGCAAUCCGUACAGGACGAUAUAUCUGUCGAGCCCGACCUGCCCAAACCUCCGAGAAAGCAAAAGGAAGAAUCUGUGAUACGACGAACAUCAUCACAGGUCAAGUCACCCUUGCCCGCUCUCGCUACACUUCAUGCCCCCCUGUCAACUAUCAGCCACAACGCCGGUGGCCCUAUCAUGAAGCCGGCAGCAGUACCGACGCGACCGGCAGGAGAGGGUCUCAAGUACGCAUCGGCAGCGGCUGCUGCGGCCGCGAGCGACAGGAACAACGUCGGGAUUGCGCCUUUACCUCCGCCUCCAGGCGCGGUUAUCUCAGGCAUAUCAUCUUUACCGGCACAGUCCAGGACAAGCGCCACCAGUUCCCCCGCAAUGUCGUUAGUCCAGCUCGCGUCGCAACAGGCCGAGUCGAGACAGUCUGUUGCCUCGAUAGCAUCAACAACCAACUCCCCGGAACCAUCCAUCAUCAAGCCAACCAAGCGAUCCAAGGCUGCUGGUAAGCAGCCGGUAGUGCCUGAAGUUUCAGCGCCGUCAAAGCCACCCCAAACCAAUGGUAACGGAGUUUCCAACGGCAUCAAACCAAUCGAGGAGGAGCCCGAGGAUGAGUCAAUCUACCACCUGCCGGCAUCGUUGCAAGAUCUUGUCGAGACGUACGAGACGUCGAGGAAGCGUCCCCCACCUCCCUCGGCACCAUCAACACUGCGAAUGAUGGGAGUGAGUCAAACCAGCUGCCCCGACGCAUUAGACGCGGAAGUACCUCGAACAUAUCGACCCGAUGCGCCAGUGCCUCCCACAGGCUCAGGCUUCCCACGAGACCCGCUACCCAUCUUCGACGACCCGCGACUGUACUCGCGCAUUGACCCGGAUACGCUGUUCUACGUCUUCUACUACAAGCAGGGGACAGCGCAACAGUAUCUGGCAGCCAAGGCGCUCAAGGAUCAGAGCUGGCGAUUCCACAAGCAAUAUCAGACAUGGUUCCAGCGCCAUGAGGAGCCCAAGAACAUCACCGAGGACUUUGAGCAAGGCACAUAUCGCUUCUUCGAUUACGAGAGCACCUGGAUGAACCGACGAAAAGCGGACUUUAAGUUUGCUUACAAGUUCCUCGAGGAUGAUGUUUAA
Molecule: messenger RNA, 1866 nt
Organism: Ilyonectria robusta
Lineage: Eukaryota; Fungi; Ascomycota; Sordariomycetes; Hypocreales; Nectriaceae
Product: Not1 N-terminal domain, CCR4-Not complex component-domain-containing protein
Exons: 4
Coding region: 1-1866 (621 amino acids)
Biological process (GO): nuclear-transcribed mRNA poly(A) tail shortening; regulation of DNA-templated transcription
Cellular component (GO): CCR4-NOT core complex; nucleus; P-body
Source: RefSeq, a predicted model, not a curated record